Parascedosporium putredinis is the source of this 1056-nucleotide messenger RNA. NCBI's taxonomy places the organism in Eukaryota, Fungi, Ascomycota, Sordariomycetes, Microascales, Microascaceae. The record is from the annotation of a GenBank genome assembly.
AUGCCUCGCACCCCACCGCCCGAAGUAGUGGCAUCCUGGCCGGCCCCCAAUUUCGUCAACCCCGAGACCCGCGGGCCGGCCAAGGACAUCGUCACCGUCAUCCUCUGGGCCAUCGUCAGCAUCAUAAUAAUCUUGCGGAUCUAUACGCGGAGGUAUAUUUCGCAGAGAGUCGGCUGGGACGAUGUCCUCAUCACCGUCGCCUACGUCACCGCCACCGCCUUCCUCAUCGUCGGCAUCUUUGUCGAGCACGGCUACGGAUGGGGAGGCAUAUUUGGGAUAUCCCCCAAGACGACAUUCCUCGUGAGCUUCACCCUCUUCGACAUCGCCACCACAUUCACCAAGCUCUCCGUCCUCGCCCUCGUCUACCGCCUCGCCACCCCCGUAUCCACCCGCAUCCGCCGCUUCGUCGUCUUCCUCAUCGCCCUCAACCUCACCGGCAUGAUCGUUUACGUCAUCCUCCUCUUCAGCCAGUGCCAACCCCUCUCCGACUACUGGGAGUUCUUCAAGCCCGCCGACCAGCGCCGCUGCCUCACCGAGAGCCGUGGCAUCCUCAUCGCCGGCAUCUGGAACACCUCCAUGGACUUUGUCGUCAUCAUCCUCCCCAUGAUUGUCAUCCUGCGCUCCAAGACCCUGUCUCGCCGCCAGCUCACCCUCGUCAUCGCUCUCUUCGCCACCGGCUGGCUCGCCUGCCUCGCCGGCAUCGUCAGGACCGUCCUCAUGUACAUCUCCACCACCUCGGCGGACUUUGACUUUACCUGGCACUCGUGGAUCUCUUGGUUCGCCAGUGCCAUUGAGCUAUUCCUCGGCAUCAUAUGCGUCUCCAUACCCGCGACGAGACCUUUCUUCGUCCGCUACCUCCCCCGCUUCUUCGAACCUCUUCAAUCUCCUUCCCAGGCUUCUCCACGCGAAAGGCUCGUCGGCGACGCGGAAAGUGGCUUCUCCAAGGCCACUGAGCACGACCACGAGGUCCCCAUCGUCUUCGUGCGCGAAGUUCCCAUUCCCGUAAAUCUCAACAAGCCUCUACCGCCACUAUCCCUCGGGAUCAGGGGAGAUUAA